AUGCCCUCGGCUACCACCGUUCGCGUCCUGUUGACCCAGUCGGACGAAGAUUCGCUGGGCACAGGUUGUUUAGGUUCUACAAUUAUUGAAUACUCAUGGCUGUUGUCGGGUUGGCCCUCCACUGGUCGAUCCGCUUGGCUUCGACUUACGAUCGAUGGUUCACGGCGGCAAUCUGCGAAGGGUUACGGCUUCGUCGCAGCUUCUCUGGUCAGAGCCCUUUGGUAG
Molecule: messenger RNA, 225 nt
Organism: Bursaphelenchus xylophilus (pine wood nematode)
Lineage: Eukaryota; Metazoa; Nematoda; Chromadorea; Rhabditida; Aphelenchoididae
Source: the annotation of a GenBank genome assembly